CAAAAUUUGAGACCCCAUUGAAUAUCUAUACAUUGUACUUAUCAAAAGAUACAUCAGUGCAAAGUAUCAAGCUAUCACCCACAAUUUGCACUAGCUACAUAUCUAUAUAUAUAGAGAGAGAGAUUGAGAAACAUAUUUGUUUUGAAUAGAUAAAAUAAUUAGAUAGAGUGCGGUUAUGCCACUUCCUGAACGACACUCAGCAUCUACUACUCUUGAUGAUAUCAUCACAGAACUCAAACUUUCAUAUGACUCAUCUGUUGGGUUACUUGACGGGAGUUAUGUACAGAAAAUACCCAAGGCAAAUGUGUUACUGAAUCUUAAUAAAUUAUUGAAAAACUUCGCUAGUCAGCUUCAACUGGUUGAACAGACAGACGCGGUUGUAUUGAGAAAGAUUAAGCGAGAGCUUUCUGGAUCAGAAGGUGCUGAUAUUGAAGACGAUGAAGAUAUGGACACAAACGCGGAUGGCGUAGAAAAUAAGUCCGGAGAAGAAGAAGAUGAUGAUGAAAGUGAUGAUGAAGAAGAUACAAGAAAUAAUAGUAUAAUCACAACUAAUAACAAUGAAGAUGAUGAGAUGGGUGAAAGUGAUCUAGGUGACGAAAAUAGAAGCGGCUGGGAUUCAGGAAAGAAACGUGGUGCAAGUAAGCUUCUUGCUAAUGAUCAUCGAGAGAAUGGAGCUCAACAGGAUGGAGAGGAAGACGACGAUGAUGAUGAGGAUGACGUAGGAUUAUCCAAAAGACGCAAACUCAACUCACACAUUAAUAUCGAAACUCUGGACGAUACGGCUGCAAUUUCAAACGGUAAAGGUACAGAAGAUGACGCAAAAGACCCUCCAAUAAAUAGCAAGGAUGAUGCUGUGCCACCAGUACAACAAGGAUCGUUCACUCAAGAUAACGAUACAAGAUUGAAGAACCCCAAGUCUGAGUUUGUUACCUCACAAACAUUGCCCGCCAAGGCAAUUGCACAAUUGGGGUUAUUUUCCGAGGAUAACAAUGGCCUUGAGACUCAUGGAAAAGAAUAUCUCAAAAAGAAGUACGGGGUGGCCUCGUACCCUCAACUGGACUUAUACGAUUUACUUCCAGGACCAAUUCCAGAUUUAGAUUUCUCCAAGAACAAACCUCCCACCAAUCAAGUUCAAUUCACCACAUUCCAAACUUAUAUCGAGUCUUUCUUCAGAUUAUUUGUUCCUGAAGAUAUAGAUUUUUUAAGAGAAAAGCAUAUACUCCCAGCAGGAUUUGACAAGAGUUAUGAUCCUAAUGUCACCCCCUUUGUGAUGCCUAAAUUGGGGCCCUUUUAUGCCGAGGCUUGGGCGGCUGAGGAUGCAACUUUAGGCUCAAAAUUGAACUCUCCAGGGUAUAGCCAUGGAGUUGAUUCAUAUAUCCCUAAGGGAUCCAUUGAUAAUUUAUCUGAUGACAAAUUAUACACUGAAGAAGUUUCAUGUGGACCUCUUUCGAGUAGACUUUUGUCUGCCAUUUUAUGUAAUAAUGACGAAGGUAUGGAUGCAGCUACUACAAACACUUCUAUGGAUGAUGUCAAAGAGGAAAGCGAAGAUGUCGAAAACAUUCCAGUGCCCAAUAAUUCCCAAGAUUUGGAUGUUGCUACACAAUUGAAUAUAUCAGAUGCAUAUAAACUCGAUUCUGAAAAAAGUGAUUUCCAUUCAAUAGAGGAAAGACUUAAGCGGGAGCUCAAAUAUAUUGGGAUUUUCAUGAAUUUGCCGAAAUCCGAUAACAAAGAAGGUAAGAAGGGCAAUUCUCAUUCACGGAAGGGUAGCACAGUCAAUCCAAGUGAAAAUAUUGUCGAUAACGAUGAUUGGAUUAAAAAUCGAGAAGAUGAUGAAGUUUGUGCGGAAAUAAGAGCAUUGCAAAAAGAAUUACAAGAAGCAUCGGCACGUAAUAGAAAACACAAGAAGAAGUUAAUACCGAUUGUGGAAGACCAAAUUGCGUAUCAAGAAUACUGUACUAUUUUGGAUGAUUUGGAUAAACAAGUUGACCAGGCGUAUAUCAAGAGACUCCGUGUAAAGAAUAAGAAGAAGAAGACUGAAGUUUCACCUGCAGUAACUCAACUCACCGUAAAUAGUGGGCUUCUUACGCUUAUGGAUAAGCGGAAGAAAUGGGUGAAUAACAUUGGUAAGCUUUUCAAGUCUCCUGAACUCAUGAAAAGGGCUCCAACUGAGUCUAUUUUGGAGGGAAAUGUGGAUUCUGAUGAUGAAGGAGAUGACGAUGUGGAGCAUGUCGAUGCCGCAGAAAAUAUCAUUGCAGAUAAAUAGGAUAUACAUAUAUUAAUUUUACGGACACUAAAAAUAAUUUUCUUUGUAGCACAAUUCUAUACUCAUUGGCACUUUAUAUUAUCUAUUUCUUAACUAUGUACAUUCUGAUAAAUAC
Molecule: messenger RNA, 2378 nt
Organism: [Candida] anglica
Lineage: Eukaryota; Fungi; Ascomycota; Pichiomycetes; Serinales; Debaryomycetaceae
Source: the annotation of a GenBank genome assembly